Messenger RNA from Heterocephalus glaber (naked mole-rat), 933 nucleotides. Lineage: Eukaryota; Metazoa; Chordata; Mammalia; Rodentia; Bathyergidae. The record is from RefSeq and is a predicted model, not a curated record.
CCCUCAUGUGCUUACAUCGGAAAUGGCCUCCUGGUGGUCUUUGGGACUUCACAAUCUGGGCACAACAUUUGGGGGCUUGUCCGGGAUCCCAAGACCCUCAGGAUCUCUGUACCGGAGGGUCAACGCCGGCUGCCCACUUGGGAUGACUGUCAACAGCUUCUGCAGGUCCUGUUCACCACUGAAGAACGAGAGAGGAUUCAAAAUGAGGCCAGGAAAUUGGUUCCUGGUGACAAUGGUCAACCCACCACCAAUGCUGACACUAUCAACACUUCUUUUCCUCUGUCCCGACCCAACUGGGACUUCAACACGGCGGAAGGUAAGGAGAGGCUUCGGGUCUAUCGCCAGGCUCUGCUGGGAGGCCUCAAAGCAGCGGCAAGGAAGCCCACCAAUUUGGCUAAGGUAGGGGAUGUACAACAAAAGUUAGAUGAAAGCCCUGCUGCUUUCUUAGAAAGAAUUCAAGAAGCCUUCCGUAGGUGUACUCCUAUGGACCCAGAAGCAAUUGAGACAAAGGCAGCUGUGAUAAUACAUUUUGUCAACCAGGCGGCACCAGACAUUAAGAAAAAGUUACAAAAAGUAGAUAGGUUAGGAGAAAAGAGUAUUCAGGACUUAGUGGCAGUGGCAGAGAAAGUGUAUAACAAUAGAGAAACCGCAGAGGAGAAACGAGAAAAAGCUGAUGACCGCCAGACCCAAAACUUAGCUCGGAUCCUUCUGGCCGCCACUGCGGGAGAACAAAAGGAACGUGAACGCAGACUGAGAAAGAUUGCGGUGGAAGGAGAAGGCAAAGAGAGAUGCAGAGAGCGUCCCCAGUUAGGAAAAAAUCAAUGUGCUCAUUGCAAAGAAUACGGCCACUGGGCCAAGGACUGUCCUAAAAGGAAACAACAGGAAGGUCACCCCAAGGCCCCUAACCUGGCUGUGGAUGAACUAAAUGAUUAG